AAAUCAAAAAAUAGCUCUGGACUGAUGUGAGACUGUCUGCAUAUUGUUUACAGGAUAUUUCAGAGCUGGGCAAUAUUUACUGUGUCUGAGCGGCUGAGGCAGUAGUAGUUGGUGCCACGGUGCAGAGGCAGCAAAAACAAAAGCCAUGUGAGGUAGGGCUUCACAGCUGAAGCCGUUGGCACAGCCUGCUGGGAAGGACAGUCGUGUUUGGCAGAGGCUGGCCUUGGAAGCUGUUUCGUCUUUGCAGAGUUAUGAAGGCUGAAGAAGACCCUGAAGAUGGAGAAGACGUGACCAGCAAUCCGAGUUAAGCGGAGGGCAGCCAGGAUGAGCGCCGGAGGGCAGCGAGACUCUAGAUGACCAAGGGUGGUUACCUUGGACUCUCUGGCGGCCUCCCUCCCUCCCUAUAGCUGCAUGUUUGAUACAUCGCUUGCUCUCAGCUGCAAGGACCUGGGAAGUCUAGGAUGAGUUGCCUGUUUUCCUGUGCCCUUAAAAACACAUUGACUGCAGACUGGAACAAAUACGAUGACCGAUUGAUGAAAGCAGCUGAAAGGGGCGACGUGGAGAAGAUCUCGUCUGUCCUCACCAAAAAGGGAGUGAACCCCACCAAGCUAGAUGUGGAAGGGAGAUCUGCAUUUCACGUUGUAGCAUCCAAAGGAAACCUUGACUGUUUGAACGCCAUUCUCAUACAUGGGGUUGACAUUGUGGCUACCGAUGCAGCAGGAAGGAAUGCUCUACACCUGGCUGCAAAGUAUGGGCACGCACUCUGUCUGCAAAAACUGUUGCAGUACAACUGCCCAACAGAAAAUGUGGAUCUACAGGGUCGUACUGCCCUUCAUGAUGCAGCAAUGUCAGAUUGUUCCUCCAGCAUACAAUUGCUGUGUGACCAUGGAGCCUUGGUGAACGCCAGAGAUGCAGAUGGAAGGACCCCGCUGGUGCUGGCCACUCAGAUGUGCCGUCCAACCAUCUGUCAACUUCUUCUUGACAGAGGGGCUGAUGUCAAUGCAAGAGACAAACAGAACCGGACCUCUCUGAUGUUGGGCUGUGAAUACGGCUGCAAGGAUGCUGUGGAAGUUUUGCUCAAAAAUGGCGCAGAUGUCUGUUUGGUCGAUGCCCUUGGCCAUGACUGCUCUUACUAUGCACGGAUUGGGGACAACGUUGAAAUCUUGGCUUUGAUCAAGGCUGCUGUGGAGGACUCCAGCAAAGCAAGUUAUGAAGUUAUGAAGAAAGGGCAGCCACUCCCAAAGGUGGCCAGCAUGCGGCCAAAGUGGACUCAGCCUAACAUCUCUGAAGAAGCCAGCUUUAAGCCGUGCCAGAGGGAGCAAUGGAAUGUGCAGGACUUGGAAAGAGAGAACGAAGACUUGAAAGGCAGGCUUAGGGAGAUCCAGCAGGAACACCGAAUCCUACUAGACAGAAUAGGUGGGCUGCAGCUACAGCUGAAUGAGGAGCAAAUGAUUGCUGAUGAUCUUGAAAGUGAGAAGGCUGAGCUCAGGAAGCUUCUGACAGCAAAAGAAAAGCAGCAAGAGGAGAGCCUGCGAAUGCUUGAAGCUCUGAAGUUGAAGCUGAGGUUCUAUGAGAGUGACCAUGCAGCAUCUGGAAGCAGUUUUAGUAACAGGAAGGAAGAUGCUCUGCUAAAGCAGGAUUCGGUGUAUUCUGCAGAACCACAGGUGCCUGGUCCCAUGCCCAGUAACCUCCAGAGCCGGUCCAUGGUGAGACCGCUGGAGCUUCUGAGUCCAAGCCUCUCUUCGGCCCCUGAGGUGGAAGUGCUGAAGCGAGAACUGAGCAGCAUGAGGAGCUGUUAUGAGGCGGCAAGAGGAGAUGUCAGCAAGCUUCAGCUGGAGCUUUCCCACAAAGCUGCAGAAUGCAAAGCCCUGGCCUCUGAGUGUGAGCGGACCAAGUGCGAGUCCGACCAGCAGAUAAAACAGCUGGAAGAUGCACUGAAGGAUGUCCAGAAGAGGAUGUUUGACUCAGAAGGCAAGGUGAAGCAGAUGCAGACGCACUUCCUGGCCCUGAAGGAUCACCUGACAAAUGAAGUGGCUCUGGGCAACAGUAAGGUCGCUGAGGAGCUGAAGGAUCAGUUGAAGGAUGUGAAGGCCAAAUAUGAGGGUGCCUCUGCCGAAGUGUGCAAGCUGCGAAACCAGCUGAAGCAGAAUGAGCUCUUAGUGGAAGAGUUCAGGAGAGAUGAAACACAGUUGGUAGAAGAAAACAAAAAGAUGCAGAAGGAACUUGGCAUGUUGAAGUUGGAGCGGGAGAAGAAGGAGAGGAGGGUCUUGGAGGCAGAAGGCCAGCUGAAGGAGACGGCAGCAAAGAUGACUGACCAGUAUGAAAAGAUGAGGAGCUCGCUCUCCAGUGAAGUUGACGAAAAGGCCUGGAAGUUAGCAGAGAUGGAGAAAGAGCGUGAGAAACUGUUGGCGGAGAGUCAGCGUCUGAGGGCAGAACUGGAGAGCCAGAGAGUGCAGUUUUCACAGUACGUGAGGCCGGAGGAGCACAAACAUAUGCAAAGCAGGUAUGAGCAAAGAAGCAGAGAGCUGGAGAGAGCACAGGCAGGACUGAAGCAGGCAAAUCAGGCCUUGCAGAAGGAGCUGGAGAGGGCUCAGGAGGAUAACAGUGUGCUGAAGCAGCAGGUCAAUACGCUCAGGAAUGAGAUGGACAGCCAGUUUGUGCCUCUGAGGGUCAGUGAAGAGAUGAAGAAAGCCAAUGAUGUCACAAUUGGGGAGCUGAACAAAAAGCUCAUGGAAAUCACCGAAAAGUAUCACAAGUGCAAAGGAGAAGCAGAGAAGCUGCUGGCAGAGAAGGUCUCCUUGAGGGACACUGUGGGUCACCUUCAGGCCGCUUAUGUUCCUCCUGAGAAGCACGAGAAGGAAACGGGGGCCUUGAAAUCCACCGUGGCUGACUUGAAAAGGCAGCUCACUGAGCUGGGCCAAAAACAUGAGGAGGAGCAAGCCAAGGCAACAGAACUUGUGUCCAAAAACGCAGCUCUUCAAGUGGUCCUGAAAGAGCAAUAUGUGCCAGUUGAAACAUAUGAGGAGACCAAGACGGCAUUAAACAGCACACUGGAAAAAACGAGUCAAGAGCUGUCUGACUUGAAGGAAAAAAUGGAAGGUGUCAAACAGGAGUUUUUGAAAGUAAAUGAAGAGAAUGGGGCGUUGAAAAGGAAGCUGAGAGUCUUGCAGAACCAAAUGCAAGGUGAAUAUAUAAGCACACAAGAUCAUAACAGUCAGGUUGCUGCUCUGAAUAAAAGCCUCCAAGAACUCCAGGAAAACAGUUCUGAAAUGCUCACAAAAUAUAAGCAGAAGCAAGAGGAGGUUGCACAGUUACAUGCCGAGAUUGAAGCACAGAAACAAGAGCUUGACAUGAUCCAAGAAUGCAUCAAGUCCAAGUAUGCCCCACUGGCCAGUUUGGAAGAGAAGGAGCGCGGCUUUGAGGCCACCAUGAAAGAGCUGAGGAGCCAGCUGGCAGAACGGGGGGAGCAGCUGGCAGAAAAGGAGGAAGAAAUCAAGAAAUGGUGUCAGGAGAACGAGAAGCUAAGGGCUGGCCUCCUGGCCAUCCAAGACGAUCUUCAGCAGAACUACAUCCUGGCAGAGAAGUCUCACAAAACAGAGCGGAUGUUUGCCAGCAAGAUGGAGGACUUGAACAAGCAGCUGAGGGAGCUGCAACAAAAGUUUGCAGAGAUCAAGUCUGAGAAGGAGAGGCUCCAGGAAGAGAGUGCCAAGCAGCGCUCCGAAGCCCUGGAAAUCCAGAGCCGCCUUCAGGGCCAGUAUGUGCCAGUGGAGCAGGUAGAAGCCUUCAAGAGGGAGCUCAACGCUACCAUCGAGGGGCUGCGGGGAGAGAUGGCCAGCCAGGCAGCCAGCCACCAGCAAGAGCUCCAGAGAUCCGGAGAGCUGCAGCAGGAGCUGGCUCACCUCAGGGACACCUCAGUGCCCUUGGCAGAACACACACGGAUCAAAGAAGGGCUGGAGAGAGAAGUGGCAAGCAUGAGGGCCAGCUUGGGAGAGAAGGAGGAAGAGAGCCAAGCCAAGGGAGAGGAGGUCUCCAAGCUGCAGUCGGAAAUCCAAAGCACAAAACAGGCACUGAGGGAGCUGGAAGACAGGGAAGAGGCUGAGAGGUUGAAGCACAAGAUGUUGAGCCUCAAGCUAGAAGGCCAGGUCAGCAGCAUGGCUGAGAAGCUGGCUGCACUGAGUGCUAAGUCCGAAGGGAUGUGCGAGAAGGCCAUGCAGGUGGAGACGGAUGAGUUGUUGGCGGAAGAAGAGAAGGAGCAGCCCCAGCAGCUGAGGAGUUUCAGCAUCGAGCAGGAAAUCAAGGACCAGAAAGAGCGAUGCGACAAGUCCCUGAGCACCAUUGUGGAGCUGCAGAAAAGGAUCCAGGAGUCUGCCAAGCAGGUGGAAGCAAAAGACAACAAGAUUACUGAGCUACUCAAUGAUGUGGAGCGGCUAAAACAGGCCCUUAAUGGUCUCUCUCAGCUUACCUGCAACAGUGGCAUCCCUGCAAAGAGGCAGAACCAGCAGAUUGAAGUCCUCCAGGGCCAAGUGAAGACCCUACAGCAGCAGCUGGCUGAUGCUGAGCGGCAGCACCAGGAAGUCAUUUCCAUCUAUCGAACACACCUCCUCAGUGCUGUCCAGGGUCAUAUGGAUGAAGACGUUCAAGCGGCCUUACUCCAGAUCAUCCGUAUGCGCCAGGGCCUCGUUUGCUAAUGAGCAAUCAGACUCAUAAGACUGCCCUCUCAUGUAGCAGGUUUGCAGGACUUUGUAUAUGUUAAGAUUUGCAGAUACAAUUGGAAAAAAACCACUCUCCCCUUCCUGCUUCAGUCCAGAAUGUGUAAGAAAUAUAUUUACACAGGCCCAUUUUUAAGAGAGCAAAGGGACCCGUUGUUUGCCCACAAAGCUUGUGAUCUGAAAGGUAGAAAGUCUGUUUUUUAUUUAUUGGUGGUCAAAAUGAUGACAAAAGCAAAGGUCUUCUGAAUGUCGGAUUGACAACAGUAAAAUGAUGGAACAAAGGCCGGCCGUUUUGGGCCCUGCCCAGUCCAGGCAAGGCCUUGCUCCCACCUCACUGCAGAACACAAAAGAGGAACGGGGCCUGAGGCUGAAACCCAAUCACUGCGGCCUGACUCUUAUCCCGGUACUGCUUUUCAGAAUGGAAUUUAAAAAAAUAGAUGGGCAUUUUCAGGGAGCGUGUCAGAUGGGUUGUAUUUAUCACUGUGUUGGGCAGACACAGUCCCACAAAGGCUGCUGGCAUUAAACACUACGUUGUUGUGGCUUGGCUGGCCAAGUUGCAGCUUUUAAGGAAUUUUAAGGAAUGGUGCCUUUUUAAUUGCUGUUUUCAGAGAGAAAAUAGCAAAGCCCAUGAGACACUCACUUGUUGUUCUUUUUGUACAAGAGAUUUUUUUUCUCCCUCACCAAUUCUUUGUUACUGAUUUACUCAUAGUUUCGGAGACAGCAGGACUGGGAUGCACUGUGAAUGAAAAGCUUUUUCUUUAUCUCCAAACGCAGCGGCUGGACAUUUCUUUUAGAUAAAUCUUUUUUUGUGUUUUUUGUUUUUUAAGGGGGGGAACCCUUUUACUGAGAUAUAUAUAUAUAGAUAUAUAUAUAUAGUAGCAGCUGGAAUGAUGUCAGAAAUAAACACUGUGAGUAAGUGCAGAAGCAAAAGAAAAGAAGCUCCCAGACCUCCUGGUCCCAUAAAUGCUUAUCUGUUGUGCUUUUGGCCCAGCUGCAUAUGGAAAGGCUGGGGGUAAACAGGGAUGGAGGGAGAAGAAGCAGUACUUACAUGGCUCUAUCUGAAACUAGUGCUUUCAGUGAGGAGAGCAGCAUCCCUUCGGAAAGAUGACCACUGGCAGCUCUGGUUCAUAGCUGGAAGUGACUGUGAUGGAUGCCAUGGUUUCUCCAUGGAUGAUGGGCAGCUCCUCUUCCAAGUUGGACUUGUAACCCACCCAUCCACUGUCUCUGCCUGGCUUCCUUCCCCACUCCACCUUCACUGCAGUUUAUUCUUGGCAGUGACAGUGCAGGGCAGGAGAAAGAGUUUGUUGGAGCAGAAUGGUGCUCCGGGAGAAAAUGAUGCUCCAGGUGGCACUUGGGCCAUGGAUUUCUUCUCCUUCCUCUUCUGGGAUGUCCCAAAUGGCCCCAAUUGGUUCAUAGACCACUUGAGGAACCUCCUCGUGAGCUAGAUUUUGACUGGAUUUAACAACAGCUUCUCCUCCUUCAGUUCCGGAUACUAUGUUUUGUAAAUGAUGUACUAUACUCCACUAUGGUAGGCUGUUAUUUAUUCAAGAACAGGCCUAGAUAGGGUGAAAGAAUUAACUUGGCUUAAUGUGUAUGUGAACAAGCAGUGCAAAGGUUGAUAGCUACUGGAUUUCUUUUCUUUCUUUUUUACUUCCUUUAAAGACGUAAAUGUGCAAUAAUCCCAAAGGCAGAAACCACCCAACGCAGGGUUUCUGGAAAGAAAAUGAAAAACCUUAAGUGGGAAUAGUAAAUAGGUUCCGCAUGAGGCGUUUGCCCAUUUUGGUGUGCGGAGUGGUGCUUGCCCUGUGACUUCAUCCCCUGUCCAGAUGCCUGGAGGCACUUGUGGCUCCACCUGUCCAUGCUCAAGUGGGCACUCUUAGGUAUCGAUGGGAUCUGCACCCUGACCUCUGUCCCCACCUUACCUCUGCUCCUUGGAAGGGGAGUUGGUGCCACACAUGCGCAGGCCAAGAACUGGCAAUUGUCAGGCCCCUGAGCAAAAUGAAGCACAAAUGUCUUAACUUCCCACUUGGCACAUCCGUAACAACGCCUCCUGUCUAGCGAUGGGGUCUUGUCUUCACAGGAGUGGAGCUGGUAAUCUCCAGUCCCAAGGGAGGGCCCAUAUUGAAGGCUGGGGUGGGUGGUGGGCAACAAGGGAAGAGGGCUUCCCAAGGGCUGCGAGGGGCUUCCGUGAAUGCAUCCCAUUGCUCCCUCCCUGGAUAAAAGGGAUGCAUGCAAAGCCCGGUUCACCAAGUGCUCUUUUUUGCUAUUUGCAGCUGAUUUUGUAUAACUGGACAGCAACUGACUGGUUUUUUUUUAAUAUAUACUAAUACUGGAAGUAUUGUAACUUUCCAUUUUGUGUACUUUUAUUCUCCCACACUACAUAUUAGUAAAGUUUUAUUGUGUUA
This is a messenger RNA of Sceloporus undulatus (fence lizard), 7114 nucleotides long. It is a transcript of the gene UACA, whose product is annotated as uveal autoantigen with coiled-coil domains and ankyrin repeats. Lineage: Eukaryota; Metazoa; Chordata; Lepidosauria; Squamata; Phrynosomatidae. Gene Ontology annotation, molecular function: actin binding. The coding region runs from base 462 to 4688 and encodes 1408 amino acids. The record is from RefSeq and is a predicted model, not a curated record. The transcript is spliced from 19 exons.